AAUAUUCAAUAGUUUAUACAAAAGAUACAAUUGUCGAGCUGAUUCACAACACACUUUCCGGUUAAUCACCAGUGAAUCGUGUUUCACAUUUUUGAAGAUUUUAAAUUUUUAUAAAUGCAAAAGUCAGUGUUUAAAAAACGCUUACAGAUUGUUUCACAUUUCGAAAAUAUUAGGUAUAUACAUUAUUUUACGAUCAAAGUAUAGUUUCACUAUGAUAACAAUCGACACUAUCUCGUUCUGAUAUCGUAUAUUUACGCCGCGUUCAGAUUGUGUCGUAAAACUGUCCGAGAUGCCAUUCGUGCAACCGGGGAGAUAUCUCUGCGUCCCCAUCGUGAAUGAGCCGAAUACUUUCUUCGCGAAAUCGCGCAACUUGAACCCCGUCGGCUGAGUUCCGUUAACAUUAAUCGGUAACUUUCAUACGCCGUCAUGUGUAUCGCGACCUGACCGCAUCUACACACGUGCGGCAUACUUCGCAUGCGAUAUUUAUUCCGCCGACUACGCGGGAACGGUCCGCAUACACAGAUCUGCUCUAAACGUUCGCGCACAAUGCAACCGCGAUGGCGCGGCGCGGCAGCGCGCAAAAGGAUUUAUUGCACGUGCGAACUUUUCAACGGCCGUGCGCCGCCGACGGUUAUAAUUUCAGCUCGCAUUGCCAGGCAUGUAAAUUGGCGUGCCAGCAAAGUGACUCUACUCGGAAAAACUAUUGUUCGCUGGAAUUCAGAUUUGCAUAACGACACCGCGAGCGCAUGCGGACGCGAGUCAGAUAUACCAAGUGUAGCCGUACGAAUGAAUAUACCGGCAAAUAAGACGGGAAAUUAGUGAUGCAUCGUCUGUCCAUUACGGCCGACGCGUGUGCAUCACGGGAUUCACGGGCAAUUUUUCGCAUAUUUAUUGUAGCCCAACAAACUUAGUUUAUUUGCUGCGGUAAAUUUUUAUCGCAUAUUCGCAAAAUACGAGACUAUUAUAUAGUAAUUAGUAAUUAUAUAGUAAUUAAUAGCAGUUUAUUGCUUCAAAAUGGCUUUAUUUAAGCGCCGUAGAAUUAAUAUAAACUUUGUAAACCAUCCAAAUAUUUGAUGGUUUUAUCGUUGUUAAAUUAUUAUUCCUGCAUCGUAAUAUACGAAUAUAUGCGUAAUAAACGCACAUGUAACAGACACAUUUAACUCUAUGGAAUGGGAAUAUAUAAAUAUUCCCAGAUCAUUUACGUUUUCACAAUGAUUGGACGUUCAACAUGAAUUAUGUGCAUAUAUGUAUAAUAUUUUUUAUUGCGCGUUGGAAAUUCUUCCGCUUUUGGUAGCAUAUUUAUUUUUACUAAAAAAGAGAGAAAAAAUUUGCUGACGAAAUAACUGCUGAUGAACGUGUUUCAGAUCAAUAAUGAUCCGAAUAUUUUGCCAAAUGUUAACCUGGUGAUGCGAUGGAACGACACGAGAGGAGAGUCCCUCGAAGCUACCAGAGCGAUGAUCGACAUGAUGUGCGACGGGGUUGUGGCGUUCUUCGGACCAGAAGGCACUUGCUACGUCGAGGCCACAGUCUCUGCAUCUCGCAAUAUACCUAUGAUGAGUUACAAAUGCUCGGACUACAAGACCUCGAUGGUGAAGACCUUCGUGAGGACCGAACCGCCGGACACGCAGGUAACCAAGUCGGUGAUCGCCCUGCUGCUGCACUAUGGAUGGAACAAAUUCACGAUCGUGACCGAGCGUCCCUGGUCACCGGUCGCGCUUUUGCUUCAGGAACAGGCGAAGAAGAACAACCUCACCGUGAACCAUUACAAGAUAGUCGAGGACCGGCAUGUCUGCUGCGAGGAUAGGUUGCCGUGCUGCCAAGUUCCUGUAUGGUUCCCACUUAUACAGGAGACAAAAAAUAUGACCCGCAUUUACAUCUUCCUGGGUGCUGCAAUGUCACUGAUAGAUAUGAUGAAUUCGAUGCAAGGCCAAAGAUUGCUGGAUAACGGGGAAUACAUGGUAAUACACGUGGACAUGAUGACGUAUUCGCAACGUGAAGCACAGAAGUAUUUGUGGAAACCGGAUCACUUCAAUAAUCUGAAAAAUUGCCUCGAGCCGAAAGAUUUUCUAAAGAGAGCACGUUCACUGAUGGUCAUCGUGUCAACACCGCCGACGAAGAAUUACGAAGAAUUUACUAAGAAGGUCCGAUACUACAGUAGAAUAGACCCCUUCAACUUCCUUAUUCCCGACCUUCUGAAAAAGUAUGAAAAGUAUGUGUCCAUUUACGCGGCAUAUCUCUACGAUUCUGUUAAACUAUACGCGAGAGCUCUGGACCAGUUAAUACGAGACCACCCGGACCACUCUAUCGAGGAACUGGCUAAAAACGGUACUCUUAUAGUCGAGACGAUUAUCAAGAAUCGUACAUAUGAAAGUGUGAGCGGAGCAACGAUUAAAUUGGAUAAAUUUGGAGAUUCUGAGGGAAACUUUUCAGUGCUUGCUCUAAAAAAAGAACCGUUCCGUGAUCAAAACUUCUCUUGCGACUAUCAGAUGUUGCCUGUGGGCCAAUUCCUUCAGCAGGGUGAAACUCUAGUAUACAAAUCUUGGCCAGGCGCUAUGGAUUGGCCCGGUAAAAAUAAACCCGAGGCAGAACCUGGUUGCGGUUUUCUCAAUGAACAUUGUCCGAAAGACGACACGCAUCUCCGCAGCAUUAUUGUUGCCGCAGCAUUGGCUAUUUUGCUGUUUUGCGCCACAGUAAUCACUAUGAGCAUAUAUCGAAGAUGGAAGAUAGAACAGGAAAUAGAAGGAUUACUUUGGAAGAUUGAUCCGAAUGAGAUACACGGUUAUCCCCAUCUUGAUAAUAUGAUGUCCUCCCCUAGUAAGUUAAGUUUAGUUAGUGCAAUGUCCUACGAGUCGAGAUGCGGCGGCCAAGUGUUCGCGCAAACUGGACAUUACCAUGGUGUAAUGGUACGGAUAAAGGAGCUGAAAUUCUCAAAGAAAAAAGACAUUUCACGGGACGUUAUGAAGGAGAUGCGCAUUCUCCGUGAAAUUAGGCAUGGUAAUCUCAACUCUUUCAUCGGAGCGUGCGUGGAGCCGAUGAGGAUAUUGUUAAUUACCGACUAUUGUACCAAAGGAAGUCUUUAUGACAUUAUUGAAAACGAAGAUAUAAAAUUAGAUGAUAUGUUCAUUGCAUCGUUAAUUCACGAUCUCAUUAAGGGUAUGCUGUAUAUUCACGAGUCAUCUCUACUAGUCUGUCAUGGUAAUCUAAAGUCUUCCAAUUGUGUCGUGACUUCACGUUGGGUACUCCAAGUCUCGGAUUUCGGGCUUCAUGAUAUGCGCCAUUGCGCCGAAUCUGACAGCAUCGGUGAACAUCAGUAUUAUCGAAGCUUAUUUUGGAAAGCCCCCGAGCUAUUAAGAAACUCACAUGCUCCAAUUAAAGGCACUCAGGCAGGAGAUAUUUAUUCUUUCGCCAUUAUUCUAUAUGAAAUUCUUGGACGUAAGGGACCGUACGGAAAUAUUAAUCUGGAACCCAAAGAAAUCAUAGACCGAGUGAAAAGAUUUCCGGAAGAUGGUGAACCACCGUUUAGGCCUAACUUAAACAUACUCUCCGAAUCGAAAGCAAAUUGUGCCGAUUAUGUCGUUAGCACUAUUAUGGACUGUUGGGCGGAAAGUCCAGAAUUAAGGCCAGACUUCAAAAUGAUAAGGACGAGAUUGAAGAAAAUGAAAGCUGGGUGGCAUCGAAACAUAAUGGACCAAAUGAUGAAUAUGAUGGAGAAAUAUGCGAGUAAUCUCGAGGAUCUAGUCACCGAGCGUACGGGACUUCUCUUGGAUGAAAAAAAGAAAACUGAAGAUCUGCUUCACAGAAUGUUACCUAAACCUGUCGCAAAUUGUUUAACAAACGGUAUUGGCGUAGAGCCGGAAGCUUUUGAUUUGGUUACUAUAUAUUUUAGCGAUAUCGUAGGUUUUACUGCAAUGUCAGCAGAAAGCACGCCAUUUCAGGUUGUAAAUUUCUUAAAUGAUCUGUAUACGUUGUUUGACCGUAUAAUCAGAGGAUACGAAGUGUACAAAGUAGAAACGAUCGGAGAUGCCUAUAUGGUCGUUUCCGGCCUUCCAAUAAGAAACGGAGAUCAACAUGCUGGACAGAUAGCAUCAAUGUCGCUGGAAUUACUUAAUGUCGUUAAGCAUCAUACGAUACCUCAUCGGCCUCAAGAAACUCUCAAGUUACGUAUCGGCAUUCAUACUGGUCCUGUAGUAGCGGGUGUUGUCGGUUUGACAAUGCCUAGAUAUUGUUUAUUCGGAGACACCGUCAAUACCGCGUCGCGUAUGGAAUCUACUGGAGAACCAUUACGAAUACACAUCAGUAAGCAAUGCAAAGAAGCGCUAGAUAAGAUCGGAGGUUAUAAGAUUGAAGAGCGUGGUUUCAUUGAAAUGAAAGGAAAAGGAACAGUGAAGACUUACUGGCUCACUGGAGCUACUGUGACGCACAGAAAGAAUACAGAGAACUCUAACGGGGAUGAAAAUCUUCCACCGUUGUUCUGCAGACCGCGAAAAAGCCCGAAGCUAAAUCCAGAUUCACGAUACGCAUCGCUAUUAGAAGGAUUAGGGGCAGGUAGUCGCAGACAAUCAAAUGUACCAUAUCCAAUGGCCGAUGACUCUUCCUCACAGUGUGGUGGAUCUAGUCCACUUUCGCGAACGUUGCACUUUCGCAAGCUCGAGAGAUCUCCCCUGUCUCUGACUGAGAGCGUGUCGAAGACCACGCUAGAUAAUGUUUCAGUUCAGGAAGAGGAAGCACAUAGACGCUUAAACAUCAAAUCGGUCGACGAUCUGUUCAUAAGCACAGGACCAAAACUUAGAAAAAACGCGCGUGCAUUAUCUACCAUCGCAUCCUCGUCGUCAAGCGACUAUCCAUCUCAGACUGUCAUACGCGGAUCUCGUUCGCUCGACCCGCUUCCCACUGAUAUGUAUAACAAACGGUUCGAGUCGCCAAACUUCUGGAAGGAGAACGAGUGCACGCAGAUCAAUUCAAAAGCGGACAUUUCUGAAAAAAUGCUGAAUAACAAUUAUCCUAAUGGUAAUGUGAUAAUGAUGUCUCACAUUGAUAGUCCCCCGAAUGAAGCAGACCCGCUGUUGGGUGACGACAGUACGGACAAGAGAGAAAUACGGGAGAAGCGUUCGCGCUCGCUAGAUCAAGUGGUAUCUGCAUCUAGCAUGGACAGUGUACCUGAUAAAAAGUCUUCCGCGCGAAAGUUGUUAGAAAUUCCGCCUGUUUCGACUAUUAUACAGAUGUUCAACGGUAAUGGAUUGCGCAACAGCAACGUCUCUUUAAGAAGAGGAAUAUUAGCAGGGUACGAUAAGCAAAAUGAACGCGAGAGUGUGGUCUAGUACGCAUUCGAGAAAUUUUUUUUCUCUUUUUUUUUUAACGCGACUAAGUAGCAAGAAAUAGAAUCACGUGUAAAAACUAUGUGCUAAAACAUAAAUUAUGUGGGACAUUACGUUUACGAAUCAUAAGCAUGAUUUAUUGUUGCCAUCUUUUUUCUAGCUUAGAUACGUGCAAUUUAUAUGUAUAUGAAAGUUACCGACUAUAAUGUAUAUAUAUUUUUAAUAUUUAGAUAUAUUUUAUAACUCUUGUACUAAAACGUGUGCAUCAAGGCGAUGUAAAAACAACUUUUACAUGCAGGACUGCUCUCCUGUUUUCUUCUCUUUGUUACGAUUUUUUUUAAUUGGAACGUGUUAUGGAAACAAGCAAAUUAUAUUUUAUAAAAAUCAUGACCAAAGUACACCACGGACACUUAGUUUAUUCGACAAUUCAUUUUGUUUAAUAGUGUGAGAAAGGAAUUAGGACGGUGUCGCGUAUAGUCGAUGUCAGAAUGAUUAAGACACUUUAUUUUCUGGAUAACUUUUAUAGUUUUAUUUCUACAUAAAUCGAAAAAUAUUAAAAUUUUAAUUAUAUCAAAAUUUAUGUAAUAAUAAAUCUGUAAGGGUUUUACCUAAUAAACGAAAACUUCCUCUAGCAUUCCAAUAUCGAUUAUACAUACACGUGCGCAAUCAAAAUCAAAUAUGAAGCAUGUAUAAGAUGUGUGUAUAUAAUAUAUACAUUAGCACACAUGUAUAUCUAUAGUGUCUAUUACUUUUGUUCAUUGAAGGAAGUAAAUUGUCCGUAUGGCUGUGAGAAGUAAACUAGAUUACACUUAAGGUGCUUAGUAAUAUAUCAUGUUGUCAAAUGUAUAUAACUAAAUAAUAUAUCAAUGUAAAAAGAUAAAAUGUAAAUUAAAAGAAUUAUUACCUUCUUUAAGAGAUAAUUAAAGAGUCUUCUCGAAA
This is a messenger RNA of Wasmannia auropunctata (little fire ant), 6254 nucleotides long. RefSeq names its product guanylate cyclase 32E-like. Bases 1350 to 5318 code for a protein of 1322 amino acids. Gene Ontology annotation, biological process: intracellular signal transduction; cGMP biosynthetic process; receptor guanylyl cyclase signaling pathway. The record is from RefSeq and is a predicted model, not a curated record. The transcript has 17 exons. Gene Ontology annotation, molecular function: peptide receptor activity; guanylate cyclase activity; protein kinase activity. NCBI's taxonomy places the organism in Eukaryota, Metazoa, Arthropoda, Insecta, Hymenoptera, Formicidae.